AGCGGAAUGCGGCCCGGCCGCGGCCUGAGCGCCACCGAUGGCCCGCGGCGGGGAGGCCUGCGGGAGCGACGUGCGGCUGCUGCUGGGCCGGGACGCGGUGCGGCCGGCGCCCGCGCUGCUGGCCCCCGCGGUGCUGCUGGGCGCCGCGCUCGGCCUGGGCCUUGGCCUCUGGCUCGGCUGCCGCGCCAUCCGCCGGCGGCCGCGACACCAGGUAGACGACACUCAAAGUCUGCUCAAGAACCUGGAGUCUAACACCCAGGCGCCCUCGGAGACCGGCUCCCCGUCCAGGGGGAGGAAGAGAGUGGCGCGGACUUCAAAGGAGGCGGAGGCUCUGGACGAACGCGAGCCGUCUUUCCACAGCAACGUCACGGCCUUCGCCCUGAAGGCGAAGGUCGUCUAUCCCAUCAACCAGAAGUUCCGGCCGCUGGCCGACGGUUCCUCCAACCCGUCUCUGCACGAAAAUUUAAAGCAGGUGGUUCUGCCCAACCAGCCGAUGGAGGCAUCCCCGACCAGCAGUCUGGGGAGCCUGAGCCAGGCCGAGAAGGAGGACUGCAGCUCCUCGUCCAGCCUGCGCUCGGCCGCCAGCGACGACCGGCUCCUCAGCCGCACCUUCCUCCGGGCGAGCAGCUUCCCCGAGCUGCUGACCUGUGAGAGCGCGGACCUCGACUUGUGCAUCUAUAACCUUCACUUAAAAGAUCUGCGGCAGCUGGACACGGCGCUGAGGCAGGACCGGCACUCGAUGUUUAUUCAGACUUUAAAAAUGUGCCUCCUUGACGUUUUUCCGAAAAAGAAGUCUGAUGAUGAAUUCUACCAGAAGAUUCUUUCAAAACAAGAAAAUGAUUUGCAGGAAUUGGAAAAGGGACUUCAGGCCAGACUGUCCGACGCGGAGGCGCUGGGGGCGGGCGCCUCGGAGUUCAUCGCUCUGGCCGACGUGGAGAAGAAGGAGCGCGAGUGCUCCGAGCAGCUGCUCGACCACAUGGAAGCUUUCUGGAAACACAUGGGAAACAUCCAGCACUUGCUCGUGGACCAGUUUAAGUGUUCCAGCUCCAAAGCCCGACAGCUCGAGAUGAGCCUGACAGAAAGAAUGAUCGCAGCGGAGGCGCGGCUGCGUGACUCCCAGGACCUGCAGGCUCUGGACCUCCUGCAGAGAACGAUGGGGCGGGCGCACCUGGCCAAGGGGGUCGAGUUCCUGAAGCAGCAAAUCCAGGAGGAGACCAAGUCCCUGCUGGCCGCCAUCUCCCGCAGCCUGGACGGGCUGACCGUCGAGGGGGCACUGUCCGCGGGGCAGAAGGAGGAGCUGCUCACUCGGCAGCACAAGGCCUUCUGGGAGGAGGCCGAGCGCUUCAGCCAGGAGUUUGUCCGGCGAGGCAGAGAUCUGGUGCAGGCGUCGCGGGUUCGUCUGGCGAAGGGGAUGGCCGCGCUGACGCUGGCCCAGGAGGAGGAACGGAGGAACUUCCUGGCGGAGGCGCCGCUCACUGCUGACCCCGAGGGGUUCCUGCAGGCUUUCCAUGAGGUGCUGGAGAGGCAGCGGCUGACACGCAGUGACCUGGAGGAAGAGGAUGACUUCAGGGCCGCCGAGGCGGCGGCUGCGCUCUGCCAGGAGCUGUACCGCAGCACUGCGGGAACCUUCCAGACGCUCGUGGACGCCCUGUUCCUGCAGACGCUCCCGGGCGUGACCGGCCUGUCCCGGGACACGUGUGAGUACCUGAGGCAGGAGACCCAGGAGGACGCGGCGCUGCAGCUGGCGGAGUCGGACCGCUUCCGGAGACGGCAGUGGGAGCUGUUCCAAGAGCUCUUGGAACGGGACACGCAGGUGUGGAUGGAGGAGCAGGCCCUGUCUGACGUGCUGCAGGCGCACCUGCACGAGGACCAGCGGAGCAUCGCCCGCCAAGGGCUGGGCCGGCUCGGCGGCCUCAGCGAAGAGUCGGCGCGGUGCAUCCUGCAGGGGCACGACCUGCUGCUGCGCUCGGCCCUGCGGAGGCUGGCCCUCCGCAGCCAGGUGGUCGCCGUGCUGACGCAGAUGCGGCUGUCGGGGAAGAAGGGCCUCCUGCAGGAGCUGCGGGAGCAGCUGGCCCUGGAGCAGGGCUCCUCCCAGUGUCUGGACGAGCAUCAGUGGCAGCUGCUCAGAGCCCUGGAGGCACGCGUGCUGGAGGAGACCAGCCGGCUGGAGGAGGCAGCGCAGCAGACGCGGCUGCAGCUCCAGCAGCAGCUCCUGGCCGAGGCCGAGGCGGUGGGCCGGCUUCUGCAGCAGCACACGCAGCGGGCCGUCGGGCAGGGGCUGCUGGGCCACGCGCGGGCCGCGGCCACCCGGAGCCGGGCCAAGGACCGGGAGGACUUUAAGAGGACGCUGCUGGAGGCGGCCGUGGAGAGCGUCUACGUGACCAGCGCGGGCGUCGGGCGGCUCGUGCGAGCCUAUUACCAGCAGCUGGGCAGGGUCCUGCGGGACCAUGAGGAACGCAAGCUGGAGCAGCUGAGGACCCUGCAGGGAGAGAGGAUGGAGAAUUACAAGCUGCGGAAAAAGCAAGAACUCAGUGACCCUGCAUCGGGGGACAAGAUGGCGGGUGGAACUCGUGAAGCACCCCCAGGCGUCCACGAGAGGGUGCGGGCGCAGCAGGGGAAGUUCCUGGCCCAGUUCACUGUGCACCCGCGCGUCCGCCUGGAGACGUGGCAGCGGAGGACGGGCGCCCUGGACCUUCUGGAAGCGCAGCUGGAGACCCAGCUGCAGGAAGCCGAGCAGGGCUUCAUCUCCGAGCUGGCAGCCUUGGCCCGCGUGCCCCUGGCUGAAAGCAAACCGUUUUCCAGUAGGCGCGGACCGUCAGAGAAGCCCCUGAGGACCAAAAGGAAGAAGCCUCCACUCCAGGAGAGAGGGGACCCUGGGGGGCCCAACAAUGACGACCCUGCCUCCGGGGAACACCCCCCAGGAUCGCUCAGCAAAAGGCUGAGCCAGCAGGACAGUGACGUCGGGGACGGGGAGAAUCCCAAGAAGAUGCUAAAGAGAAGAAGCAACUUGUAGUUGAAGGAGAGCCGUUGGGGACUGAGCCUGAAGCCCUGGUCUGCGCGGCCCCUGAACCUGGGGAGGGCGGGGUCUGCGGAGCCCGCGCAAGUGAGGCCAGCAGACACCCCUGUGCUGGACACUUCGCAGAUUUUGUGUCUCUCUGGCUCCGUCCCUCGGGGUCUCUUCCGGGCCGUCUGUACCUCCCGCCACUGAGCCCGGUGCCGCCGAGCCUGCCUUCCGCAGCGUGAGGCCCUCAUUCCCGCCCGGGCCCCCGCCCUCCGCCCCUCGGGGCAGUUCGGUGGGAGCGAAGGGUCUCCAGGCAUUGUUGCUGUUUUCUGGGUCGGGACCCUCCUCCUCCAUCUUCUCCACCCUGCUUUCUCCGUCCCAUGAACUGAGGCCACGGGCUGCCACCAGGACCUCAUCAGGAUACGUGUCCGCCCCUCCUGGGCCCAGCCAGCCCAGGCCCGGUCACUGGGGUCUGAGCCUCACGGCCCCACGGCCCCGACAGGGACAGAGUCAGACAGCACCCCCUUCCCACAGAGGAAGCGUUCCGGGGGCACCGCUGCCCCGUGGACGCUGAGAGUGUCCAGCAGUUCCAGAACGGCCCCACAGACCACUGCCAGGGGAGGUCUUUCCCACCCGGAAAGAACCCGGCUCUUUCCAUGGGGAACAGGGACCCUGAGCCUCAGCACUGCGGAUGUUUUGGGUGAGGCAGUUGUUUAUUGGUGGCGGGGAGGGGGGUGUCCUGUGCAUGGUGGGCUGUGUAGCGGUGCCCCUGGCCUCUACCCACCAGAUGCCAAGAGUGCCCCUAGUGUGACAACCACAAGUGUCUCCAGACACUGCCCGGUGUCCCCGGGGGUCGUCCCUGAUCCAAGGCCAUCCCGGGGGAAGAGCUGGGCGUUUCCAUACGUUUCCAGAAUAUUCUGGGCUCUGGGAGCCCCUGUCUCAGGGGUUUUCUGAACUGUUUAUGACCUGAAUUUUUAUUUCGUGAAACCUGAAUCAGACUCUCCAAGGCCGGAAAGAGUGGCUUCUUAACAGAAAUAACCCACAAUAGUGGUACCUGCCAGUCCUGAUUGGCCGGCGGCCGGGAUUUCCAAAGCGGACCAACGGCCCCCUCUGGUGGCAACAUUAAGCAUUUCAUGGCUCUGAGACAU
This is a messenger RNA of Pteronotus mesoamericanus, 4149 nucleotides long. RefSeq names its product EvC ciliary complex subunit 1 (gene EVC). NCBI's taxonomy places the organism in Eukaryota, Metazoa, Chordata, Mammalia, Chiroptera, Mormoopidae. The record is from RefSeq and is a predicted model, not a curated record. The transcript has 21 exons. Gene Ontology annotation, cellular component: plasma membrane protein complex; ciliary membrane. Bases 38 to 3013 code for a protein of 991 amino acids. Gene Ontology annotation, biological process: smoothened signaling pathway.